This is a messenger RNA of Dentiscutata erythropus, 378 nucleotides long. NCBI's taxonomy places the organism in Eukaryota, Fungi, Glomeromycota, Glomeromycetes, Diversisporales, Gigasporaceae. The record is from the annotation of a GenBank genome assembly.
AUGGAAUUUUUGCGAGACUCUGGUAUUGAUAAAAAAAGCGCCGAGGAUGCAGUGAAAUAUCUGACGGGUGGACGGUUUACUUUAUUGAAGAAUUUUCUAGUGAUGAGACAAUUUUACGCCAAUCCUAAAAUUUUGUUUAAUGCAUUCAAGAAGAAAAUGUUCACGCAGUUUGAGAGAGAUUUGGACACAGUGAACCUUCCUAUAAACCAUAAAUUUUUCGUAAAGCUCAUGGAAGUACAUCGUAUUCACAUCACACAAGCUAAAACCAUUAUUCCUCUCAACAUGAUUCGUAAGCUUGUCGAAGCUAAUAUUAUCAAAGAACAUCAGGACUACACUGUUUCUUUUCAUUCACGUUUUAUAGAAACCUACAUUAAAGAG